Molecule: messenger RNA, 4098 nt
Organism: Oncorhynchus tshawytscha (Chinook salmon)
Lineage: Eukaryota; Metazoa; Chordata; Actinopteri; Salmoniformes; Salmonidae
Product: sodium/calcium exchanger 2
Exons: 13
Coding region: 254-3193 (979 amino acids)
Biological process (GO): calcium ion import across plasma membrane; cell communication; sodium ion transmembrane transport
Cellular component (GO): postsynapse; axon; sarcolemma
Molecular function (GO): calcium:sodium antiporter activity
Source: RefSeq, a predicted model, not a curated record
AGCGUGUGUAGCCUACUGGUUGUGAGUGUAUGUCAGAGUGCGAAUCGAUCCGCGGCUACGACAGCAAAAUUAACGGGAGCAGUUUUUCAUGUUAACAACAGCAGUAUUUGCAUUACGACCACACCUGCAUUGAGCGACGCAAAAAACUUGGAUAUAAGGUGAGCUAGUCCUACCCCUCCUUGCCACGUUGGCAUCUUCUCCUCGUCUCUCUCUUCGUCCACCUCAUUCCUCUCUUCCCCCGGCAUUCUCCACCAUGGCACUCCUCCCCACCUCUCUUUCUGCCUCCGUCCCCUUCCUCCUCUUCCUCCUCCUCCUCCCCCUUCCUUCACCCUGCGCCCUGGAGUCUCUACGAGGAGGAGGAGGAGGAGGAGUAGGAGAGGAAGAGAACCGCUCCAUCUCCACCAUGUCCUAUCCCUCCAUGUCUCCGGAGUUCUGGAGCAACAGCAGCACGGGGCUGGGCAGCAGUUCAAAGUGUUCGCAGCCGGUGGUGUGCAGGCCGGGCACCCUGCUGCCCGUGUGGAAGCCCCUGAGCCCCGGGCUGGGCGACCAGGUAGCCAGGGCCGUGGUCUAUUUCACCUGUCUCAUGUACAUGUUCCUGGGAGUGUCCAUCAUCGCAGACCGUUUCAUGGCCUCUAUCGAGGUCAUAACCUCACAGGAGAAGGAGGUGACCAUCACCAUGCCAAGCGGUGAGACAUCUGUGGCCACUGUACGUAUCUGGAACGAGACUGUGUCCAACUUGACUCUGAUGGCUCUAGGCUCCUCCGCCCCAGAGAUCCUGCUGUCUGUCAUAGAGGUGUGUGGUCAUGGGUUUGAGGCGGGUGAGCUGGGCCCUGGCACCAUCGUGGGCAGCGCCGCCUUCAACAUGUUUGUGAUCAUCGCCAUCUGUGUGUGGGUCAUCCCUGAAGGAGAGACCAGGAAGAUCAAACACCUGCGUGUGUUCUUCAUCACAGCCUUCUGGAGUAUCUUCGCCUAUAUCUGGCUCUUCCUCAUCCUCUCUGUCAUCUCACCCGGAGUAGUGGAGGUGUGGGAGGCUCUGGUCACCCUGUUCUACUUCCCAGUGUGUGUGAUCCUGGCCUGGAUCGCCGACCGACGCCUGCUCUUCUACAAGUACAUGGCCAAGCGUUACCGCGCCGACAAGCACGGCAUCGUCGUGGAGACUGAGGGGGACACAACCCCGAAAGGCUUCGAGAUGAUUAUGGAUGGAAAGUUCCCUCAGAGUGGAGGGGGGGUGGGAAUGAUGCCCAGUGAGAACUUCCAGGAUGGUGCCAACAAUGCGGCGGGCACCGUGGCCUACCUGCCCAACUCCAACAGCACCAUGGUGACCGUAGAGAAUACCAAGGAGCUGGACGAGAGCCGCAAGGAGGUGAUCCGCAUCCUGAAGCAGCUGAAGCAGAAGUUUCCGGACAAGGAGCUGGAUCAGCUGGUAGAUCUUGCCAACUACUACGCCCUCCUCCAUCAACAGAAGAGCCGCGCCUUCUACCGCAUCCAGGCUACGCGCAUGAUGACCGGCGCUGGCAACGUGCUCAAGAGGCACGCCGCCGACCACUCCCGCCGCGCCGCCGCCGUAGACGAGGAAGUGGUCUGCGAGGACGACGACCUGGCUGAGUGCAGCCGCCUGGCGUUCGAGAGCACCCACAGCCAGUGUAUGGAGAACUGUGGCGUACUGAGGCUGGCUGUGGUGUGUCAAGGGGGCCUGGGGGAGAGCACCUUCUAUGUGGACUACCGGACCGAGGACGGCUCAGCCAAUGCCGGGUCAGACUACGAGUACAGCGAGGGAACGCUGGUGUUCAAACCCGGAGAGACCUGCAAGGAGAUCAAGGUUGGCAUCAUCGAUGAUGACAUCUUCGAGGAGGACGAGCACUUUUUCGUGCGGCUGCUCAACCUGCGCAUUGGUGACGCCGAGGGGAUGUUCGAGAGUGAUGAGCCAGGCGCGGGACCCAAGGGCCGUCUGGUGGAGCCACUGGUCGCCACGGUGACCAUCCUGGACGACGACCAUGCUGGCAUCUUCACAUUCCGUGAUCGGCUGGUGCGCGUCAGCGAGAGUGUUGGCACCAUGGAGAUCUCAGUGGUGAGGAACUCGGGCGCCCGCGGCACGGUGAUCCUGCCCUAUCACACGGAGGCGUGCACUGCGAAGGGGGGCGGCGUGGACUACGAGGACACCCAGGGAGAGCUGGAGUUCUCCAACGACCAGACAACUCAGACCCUGCAGGUGAGGAUCAUUGACGAUGAGGAGUAUGAGAAAAAGGAGAACUUCUUCAUCGUACUAGAGGAACCACGCUGGCUGAAGAGGGGAAUCUCAGCCCUUCUGCUUAACCAAGAGGAUCCUGAUGGCCAGAUGAGUGCAGAGGAGGAGGAGGCGAGGCGCAUUGCAGAGAUGGGAAAGCCCAUCUUGGGGGAGCACAGCCGGCUGGAGGUGGUCAUUGAGGAGUCUUAUGAGUUCAAGAGCACCGUUGACAAGCUCAUUAAGAAGACCAACUUGGCCCUUGUGAUUGGCACUCACUCCUGGAGGGAGCAGUUCGUGGAAGCUGUGACUGUCAGUGCAGGUGAUGACGAUGAUGAAGAGGGGCGUGAGGAGCGUCUGCCAUCCUGCUACGACUAUGUCAUGCACUUCCUGACGGUGUUCUGGAAGGUUCUGUUCGCCUUCGUUCCGCCCACCGAGUACUGGAAUGGCUGGGCCUGCUUCUUCGUGUCCAUCUCGGUUAUCGGCAUCUUGACUGCUAUCAUCGGGGACCUAGCCUCCCACUUCGGCUGCACUGUGGGUCUCAGGGACACUGUCACUGCCGUUGUGUUUGUGGCUCUGGGUACUUCCAUUCCUGACACGUUUGCCAGCAAGGUGGCGGCUACGCAGGACCAGCACGCUGACGCGUCGGUGGGCAAUGUGACGGGCAGCAACGCGGUCAACGUGUUCCUGGGCAUCGGGGUGGCGUGGUCGGUGGCGGCCGUCUACUGGAAGGUGCAGGGCAAGGAAUUCCGCGUGGACCCGGGCUCCCUGGCCUUCUCCGUCACCCUCUUCACCAGCUUCGCCUUCAUCUGCAUGGGCGUGCUACUGUUCCGCCGGCGGCCCUCUAUCGGGGGGGAGCUGGGCGGGCCGCGGACAGCACGCAUCAUCACCAGCCUCUUCUUCCUGGGCCUCUGGUUCCUCUACGUCCUCUUCUCCAGCCUGGAGGCCUACUGCCACAUAGAGGGCUUUUAGAGGACACAUGAGAGCAGAGACAGGGCUACUAGUCAAAACACUGAUAUACAUUAUAGUUAUUAUAAUACACACAUCUACAACAGGACAGGGCCCAGGCCAAAGGUUGGGACCUGUUCAUUGUCACUGGAUCACUAAUAACUAAGGGAUCUAUAGACCUACCAGAUAUACACACACAAUUACAUACAAAACACAUACACACAAACUGAAAUAUGAACUGUACAUAUAACUACAUGCAUGCGCCAACAAAUGCAAAUGUGGUCUCUCACCAAGACAAACACACACAUAUACAAUACUGUAACAAGGGCACCACACAGGUUGUGUGUGGCCUGGAGCCUGGAUGACACCCAGUUAACAUCAACCUCCUAUUGCACACUCAAAUGUUAUACACACUCACUGGACAAACGAGGAAGAGAAGGAGAGAAAACAAAGUAUUGGUCAAGGAAGUGAUGAAGGAAGUAAGACAGGAGAGAUGUCAAAGAAGGAAGCAUGUUCAGAAUGUAAACCAGCAUGUUGGAAAAGAGGGAGAGCGAAAGAGAGAAAGUGACAGACAGGUGUGUAGAAACUAAGUGUUGCAGUGGCAUUCUAUUCAUUCCAGCUGGCUGCAUAACAUGAUUUUGGGUCCAGCUAGACUGCUUUAACUGAAGCAGGGUCGAGUGCCAUGGGUUUUGCAGGGAUGGCCAUAGCUCUAUCACCGGUGCAGCAGAGGCAAACCAGACUCAAAGUACAGUGGUGCAAAAAAUACUCAAUUGUCAGACUUGAGUAAAAGUAAAUGCUAUACAUCAAAUUCCGUAUAUUAAACAAACCAGACCGCACAAAUGUAAUUUUUAUGGACAGCCAGGGGCACACUCCAAAACGUACACAUAAUUUACAAACUCAGUAUUUGUGUUUAGUGAGUCUGCCAGAUC